AUGGUGAUUAAUCUGAGCUUUAAGUAUUUGACUUUAGGUUUUAUUCUGUGGAAUAUUACUUACAGGAAUACCUUAGCAACAAAUAUAGGUGAAAAAGCUAUACAAAAUAAAGGAACAGUUUUACUUUCAUCUGAAGAUAAUUACAAGAGAAUUGUUGAUAUAGCAAGAGGUUUACAACACACAUCUCACAUUGGUAUGACUGAAGUAUUGGAUUCUAAAACAAGUUUCACAAUGAAUAAGACUGAUAACAAAGAGAAAAUAACUCAAAUUAAUCGUGAAAAUAUAAAGGAUGAUCUUGAUAAAGUAGUAAUUACAGAGGAAAAGCUAGUAAUAAAAGAAGGUUUAGUUCAAGAUUCAUUUAAGGUUUUUGCAGAUACAGCUAGAGCUGUUGGAAUUCCUGUAAACUCUUAUAUUGCAAAUAAUGAAGUUCACCCAACAAUUUAUUAUGGAAUUUUAGAUGCAAAAACACUUUUAGAUCUUUAUUACUUUGAUUUCGAUAUUCAAGAAGAUAUAGAAAGCCUACAUGGAAUAUCUACAAAUAGCUGGGUCUCUGGAUCUUUGAGGAAUUUAAUACUUAAGUCAUCACCCAUAAGUCCUUUAGGUGUUUUAUUGAUGAGUUAUGCUGAGCAAGGAGUUCAUUGGAUAUCUCCUAUUCAGGGACAAAUUAUAGAGCAAAAAUUUAAUGUUUCAGAUGAUGACUAUAUAAGUUCUAAAUCAGCAGAAUAUAUAUAUAAUCCAGUAGAUAAAGAUUUGAAGGGAAAAGAGUCGGAAAAUAAUAGUUUGGAAUUAGGGAAAGUACAAGUAGAGAAAGCUGAAGUAGAACUUAUUAAGGAGCAACUUUUAGGUAAAGAUGUGCUCUUAGGUAAUAAGGUAGAAAUACAAGGAAUAAAGAAUACAAAUACCUCGAGUCCUUCAUAUACAAAGCCAGUUCAAACUAAAAUGCAAAGAGAAAACUCAGAUUUAUUGACUAUACUAAGUGAACUUGGUUUUAACAAUGAUGCUCUUUCAAAAUAUAUAGACUCAAAGCCUUAA
This is a messenger RNA of Cryptosporidium muris RN66, 1032 nucleotides long. RefSeq lists its product as uncharacterized. Bases 1 to 1032 code for a protein of 343 amino acids. NCBI's taxonomy places the organism in Eukaryota, Apicomplexa, Conoidasida, Eucoccidiorida, Cryptosporidiidae. The record is from RefSeq and is a predicted model, not a curated record. The transcript is spliced from 2 exons.